UAACUGAAAUUUGUGGCCAGCAAACUCUCUGUCUGUCUAACUACUUAUCUACCUCUCCAUCUACCUGUCACUGUGUGUGUGUAACCGCCGUGCUCUCCUUGCAGGGCGGCGCGCCAGCAGAGGAUGCCGGGCCGCGGCUCACCUGCCUGACCCACCGCCGACGCCGCCAGCUGGUGACGCCGCCGUGAGUGGUCGCCGCAGCCCCCCUCCCCCUCCACACAUACGCCCACCCCCCGCUGCCUCCCCCUCCCCCCAAAGGACUGUACUCCAGUGUUUCCAGGACAGUCAUUCCCGUGAACACCACGCCUGAGCGCCUCGCCUUGCGCCGCAUGAUGUGACUCCCCCCGGCAGGAGCAGUGUAGCGGUGCGCGGCGCGGUCCAGACGCCCAUGAGCCAGGCAGCGCCGCCUGCCUCCCCUCCCACGCUCCUGUAGUGCCGUGCGUCAUGGCGGCCAAGCUCCCCCGCGGCGCCUGGGUGGUCGUGGUUUUCCUUAUGGCCCCGGGGUUAAGGGUCGGCGCGGCGACCAUGGACAGACCUGAGGGCGCCGUUCCGGGCCAGCCCCAGCCACGCCCCAUCCCGCCGUUCUCUCCCUCCCUGGAACUCGCGCGCUCCAUGGGCUCUUCCCCCGUCACGCCGCAGGGCAGGGACCCGCCGGCCCUGGAGAGCCCCCGCGCAGCCGUCACCAAAACCAGCACCACGCCCAUGGAGGAUGCCCUGGAGGACGCGGCGGUGGCGUCAGGGGACUCUGAGGGCCAGGACGUGUACGAGCGAGGCGCCGUGUAUGACAGAAGUCAGGACCUGGUGGAGGAGCACGUGGAGGAGGCCCCGCUGGGCGACCUGCCGCUGGGCGAGGAGGAAGAGCAGGACGUGUGUCCGCCACGCCUCCCCCACGACUACAUCACGUGGCGGCGCAACAACAGAGUCGUCAGGGCCACGCUGCCCCACCAGGUAUUCAGCUCGUGCACGCCACCCCUCAGGUGUAGCGUCACCACCACCGUGCACCGGCGAGUGUUCCUGCAGGACGGCGACACCCUGGAAGUGCUGCUGCAGACCCCGCCAGACUACACCCCGCCCUCCUCACCCCAGCCCCCUCCCACCUCCACCGCUUCCACCACUACCACCACCACCACUACCGCUGCUCCUCCUCACCCCUCCUCGUCCUCGCCCUCAAACGCCAGCCUCACCACUCCCACCACCACCACUACCACUGAUUCCACGUCUGCUGCUGCGUCUACUCCUACUACUACUACUGCCGCUCCUGCUUCUGGUUCUGCUGGCACCUUCGCUACCACCACUACCCGCCAGGAGAUGACUUCGAAGACAUCCGCCAAGUCAACAGAGCCCAGUUUGAGUCCACCCCUGACGCUGCCCACCUCACGAGCCCCCCACAGCCCCCCACACACCCCGCCAGCCCACCACCACCUCAACAUCCCCAACAACACGCACAUCUUCAGCCGUGUAGACCACCCAGCCCACCCCUCAGCCCCCAGCAGAAGAAAGAGGCAGGCACAAGGGGUUCGAUUCCCGCAGCCGCCAAUACUGACCUUGGAGGAGUCACGUGGGAGCUUAGAUUCCACGAAGUACCCAAUGAACGGUGCCCAAGGGUUGUUAUCCACGCCCCCACAGACUGAUACGGCUAACCAGAGUUCUACGUCACCUCUUACAAUUUGGAAGGCCAGUGUGUCGGAGUGGGCGUCCUGCAGCACACGGGAGGGUUCGCAGGUUGGGGAGAGCGGGCCCGAGGGAGUGGUCACCAUCUCGCCAAGGCUCCUACAAGUCGGCAGCAACUACUUCAUUGGCCGCUCGUCUUGGUCCUCGACGGAGUGCUUCAAGCUGCAAGUGACGGUGAGGUCGGCGGAGUGCGGGGAAGGCUCGCUCUGCUCCGGCAAGGGCUCGUGCUACACCAAGACAGAUAUGGAGCAUUUCCAGUGCAAGUGUUGUGACGGCUACAUCGGCAGCCACUGCGAGGAGAUGGACGCUUGUAACGGCGACCCCUGCCUCAACGCCGGCAUCUGCGUGGACAUCCAGGAGGGGCACGACGGGGACACCUUCCAGUGCCUGUGUCCCUACGGAUUCCGAGGACGCUUCUGUGAGGAGCGAACGAACCUCUGUGAGUCGGGGCCCUGCAGGAACGGCGCCACCUGCACGGGCAACCACUCCAGCUACACAUGCCACUGUCCCUCGGGGUGGACGGGGCCGCAGUGCACGGUGAGGAGCAGGCCGCCCGUCGACGAGUCCAGGAAGGCUAUGGGAUGCGCGGCGGGACCCUGCGAGCACGGCGUGUGUGUGGAGACUUCCGGCCAGAACGUGAGGUGCUUCUGCCAGCCAGGCUUCGGCGGGCAGCGGUGUGAGUUCGAGUACAAUGAGUGCGACUCGAGUCCUUGUGUCAACGGAGGCACGUGCGUGGACCACAUCGGCGGGUACGAGUGUCUGUGUGGGCGAGGCUACACCGGCACACGCUGCGAGAUAAAGUUUGACCUGUGCGAGCCCAACCCGUGCGCCGCCAACCUGAUCUGCGUGGACAAGGGCAACAGCCACUCCUGCGAAUGUCUCCGGGGCUUCACGGAGGACAACUGCGGCCCACACCCACAGCUAUGCACGCCCAACCCCUGCGACAACGGCGGCACGUGCUGGAACCUUCCCGACGCCAACGUGUUCUACUGUGCCUGCCGGGCUGGGUUCACCGGCACCACUUGUCAAGGUAUCCUGCAGGAGCCGCACGACGAGGCCGUGCCGGAGACGGUGGGCGUCGUGGGCACCAUGGAGACGGCGCCCCUGGAGGUUCACCUUCCCAUGGACAUGCCCUUCGACCAUAUGAAGAACAUCUACGUGGCCAUCGCGACCCUGGCGGCGGCGCUUCUGAUAUUCAUCGUAGUGGUCGGAGUCUGCCAUUGCCGGGUCAACAGGACGUACAAGAAGUUUUUAGUGAAGCUGCCGCGGCCACACAAGGUGAUGCCCACCGUGAAGCGGCCGCGGCCCACCUCCCUCUUUGAGAAGCCGAGGUUCGUGAGGAACUGGUACGACAAGCGGGGUGACCGGGCGGGGUCCCUGCGGCUGGAGGCGGAGAACGACGGCGCCUCCAUGCCCAUGACGGCGUCCAACUCGAGCUCUGACGCCGUGUACUACAACAUGGACGUGUGCGACAACCAGGAGCUGCCCCUCAUCAAGUAGUCGCCGCCACACCCACCCAGCACGACAUAGCCACCUCCUCCUCCUCCUCCUCCUCUUUUUCUUCCUCCUCCGCGACACCCAGGAGCUGCCUCCCAAGUAGUCGCCGCCACGCCAACUCCGGCACAUCUGCACCACCACCUCUGUCUGCUCUCCCUCUUUAUUUCCCUCUCCUCUUCCAUCGCGUUGAAACACUCCAGACUUCUGUCUUACUAGACCGUUUCAUCUCUUCAACCACCCCGACGACUGUGGUGAUUUCUUUAAUCCGUUAUUGCGUGUGAAUAAACUUUCGUAUUCAUAUGAAGGUGAUGAUAAAGAGCAGAAGGAUGAAGAAGAAGAAGGGCUCGCCGCUGUGCAUCUUGUGGAAGUUUGCGACAAAACGAUCAGGAUUGCCCCGCUCAGGCAGUCCCCGCAAGGCAAUGUUACGAGCCUUCGCUGUUUUCGUCUGAGUGCUUGGCCAAGUGUUGUGUUCCACUGCGGUGAGCUACUUCUUUUCUCUUCGUCGUGUUUUGAACAUUGCAGAGACUCAAAUGGUUGAUGUGUACGCCCCACGAACACGUGAAGAGGUUACAGUACAAUUAGCCUACCUUGUAUUAUGGUUAAGAUCAUUAAUUAUUCGUUUCCAGGCCUACUUUUCCGCACUUCACACGGUUUUCUUGAGUAUCCCUCAAAUACAACACCAGAAUCACGGCCAAAUUUUAGAGUUCCAACCUCUCAGUAUUUCUUGUGAGAGACAGCUGAUGAAACAAGUCAAAGUUGGUAAACCAAAUGAAGUGGGAAAGAACUAGACAAAAAAUAAAUAAAGUAAGAUUAGCACUUCAGGUCCAACAUACACCAGGAACACAAGUAGUCAUUAAAGAGCAGAGUAAACUACAGCAUUUAGUGAGGCAGAAUUCUCUAGUCAAGCUUACGUUUCUCUUGGACACGUCAUGAACCUUGGCUAAUAAGGUACCGAUGGUGUUUCCUCGAUGGAUUCCAUUUCACACAUGUUUCAUAAUUCCUUUAGAGUCCCUAUACAGUGCAUUUAGAUCCUGUUGAUGUAGUCAUUUAUACCCCUUAAAGGAUAGACAGACAUCGUUUUAGAGUAUUUUAUGUGAGGUCAUAAUAUUUUACAUCUACUUACCGUUCAGUAUGCCACAGAUGAUUAGUUUAAAGGAAUAUUUCAGAGUCCUCCAUAGGCUAAGCCGAGAAAAGGCGCUAAACUCUUAAGGUUUUUGUCUGUACAAACUGAAGAUGUUAAGGCAGCAUGGCGGGUCUUGACGCCGUGCAUUUAGGAUCGAAAGUAGAGCACACGUACUACGCCUGGUUCUCGCCACACAGAAGAUCAGUCAGCCAGCAGCUUCAUUAUAUAGAUAGUGCGUACCGCCAGCCAGCCAGUCAGUCCUCUUGUUUACAUGCACAUCUUAUUUAUCACACACGGCACGUAGACGUUUCACAGAAGGCAUUCCUUUCAUCAUCAGGUUCAGGGGGUUCGAAACUGGUCGACACAGACUCGUCCUCGUGAUUCACUGCUACUCACCUUUGUUAACUGUUAUAUCCCGAUUGAAAGCUGCACCGGAAGGGUUCACUCGAGACUUGUUCCGAGGCUUCACCAACGCAUCGAGAUAUCUUGUGUCGGUGACUCUGAAGCAGCGACGGUGUGGAGAUACUCGACCGAGGAGUCACCCACUGAGAUCACGAGGACGGGCCCGUGUGUACCACUGGUGAGGGGCGUGGGUGAGGGUGUCGCCUGCCCCGUACCCUCCCAGUAGCCCCGUGAGCAUCCCCAUUAGCUACGUCACGGGAGUCACCAGCAGGAUCACGAGGAUGGGUCUGUGUACCAUCUUGAGGUGAGUCUUGGUGGUGAGCUUAGUGGUGUGGGGGGGAGGGUGUUGCGUGCCUCGUGUUGCCAGGGGAGGGAUUCUUCUUUGGCAUGUUCUUGGUCUUCGUUGUUCGCGGUACUGUAUAAUAUCGAGGUGAGGUUCCAUUAAAGAUUUGAGUCUGCCCUCGUUCUCACGCUCUCACUUGCAGCCAAUUGUUUAUAUAUUUUUUUCGUAUUUCGUCGCGUUUGUGUGUGUGUGUGUGUGUGUGUGUGUGUGUGUGUGUGUGUGUGUGUGUUGCAAGCUUCGUCCGUACUCUUCACGUUCGCCUCCUCUGCCGCCAUUACACCCGCCGCCGCCGCCGCCGAGCCACGCAGUGCACAACCCUCACCGCCAAACACAAGCGGGAGAAUAUUUUGGCGAAGCUUGUUUCUGCAGCUCCCCCGAACACCGUGUUAUGAAUCCUCCACCACUUUCCCCUUUACGGAUUGAUCAAGUGAGGAAAUUAUAAGUAAUUCCAUCUUCUGGUACUACUACUAAGAGUGUGGUGUAUAAUAAAUGUCCAUAUUGUUGAAACUAAAUGCCCACUUUCCCUUCCCAUCGGCUCAGACGUUGUAUGACUAGACACUCGCCUCUUUCAUCAUUUCCAGAGUUUUGUACAACUUCUCACUCUCUAGGAAGCAAUGUCUCUAUUUGUAAGCAUACGCUGAAGUUGAUUAAACUGCAAAAAAUAUAUAUAAAAAAUCUCGUGUAAUACUUUUCAAGGUAUAAAAUAAUAAAGUUAAUAUAUGUGUUGUA
Messenger RNA from Eriocheir sinensis (Chinese mitten crab), 5765 nucleotides. Its product is annotated as delta and Notch-like epidermal growth factor-related receptor. Lineage: Eukaryota; Metazoa; Arthropoda; Malacostraca; Decapoda; Varunidae. Gene Ontology annotation, cellular component: plasma membrane; protein-containing complex. The transcript has 13 exons. Gene Ontology annotation, biological process: establishment or maintenance of epithelial cell apical/basal polarity; heterophilic cell-cell adhesion. The record is from RefSeq and is a predicted model, not a curated record. The coding region runs from base 445 to 3171 and encodes 908 amino acids. Gene Ontology annotation, molecular function: calcium ion binding.